This is a messenger RNA of Fusarium oxysporum Fo47, 765 nucleotides long. RefSeq names its product frequency clock protein-domain-containing protein. The transcript is spliced from 4 exons. The record is from RefSeq and is a predicted model, not a curated record. The coding region runs from base 1 to 765 and encodes 254 amino acids. NCBI's taxonomy places the organism in Eukaryota, Fungi, Ascomycota, Sordariomycetes, Hypocreales, Nectriaceae. Gene Ontology annotation, biological process: regulation of DNA-templated transcription; circadian rhythm. Gene Ontology annotation, cellular component: cytoplasm; nucleus.
AUGCUCCAUAAAGACAAGCUAUUUGAGAUCAAGGUUCAUGGGCUGCCCCAGAAGAAACAGAGAGAACUCGAGGCCACACUGAGAGACUUUAUCACUGAUCUUGAUAGCCACGCCGAGGUGUCAUCACCGCGGAAAUGUAGAAAGACAUCCUCCCUCAAUCGCGAUCACGCAUACUCCAAAUCUGGUAUUCAGUGCAAUUAUGCUCCUUCUUCUCUAGGUUCCAACCUCCAGCCAGCUGACUCUACUUACGCCUCCAUGUCGGCCGGUGCCGAGUCUUCAAGCAUGCCUUCUAAUAUCUCCAUCUUGACUUCAAGCAAAACUUCAAAGGAUACGGUUGAGGGUUACCUCAGAGAUGUUCCUGAUGGCCUUCUCGCUAUUCGUCGCCUCGAGCAGCUCGUUACAGGCAGAAGUGAGGGUGCCGAUAUCUCGGAAACACCGCCUAUGCGGCCGGGUGGUAGCUUCAUCUUGGCGCGGGCCGUAUUGGAUGCACAGCCUAUCCGGGAAGCAAGAAUCCUCCGUCUAGACCAGCAAUCUCGCCCGUGGGGAAAUCAGUGUCAUUCAAGUGACCCUGGGGCGGCUGCUGAUUGUAAUAAGGACAACAUGGGGACUGAGUGCGAUGAUAGUGGCUUGGCCUCUGAUAGCAAGCCGUCCUCCCCAGCCCUUUCUCUGCCAAAACAGCGACCCACACGGGCAUAUGAUGUGGUUGGGGGUGAAGAAGUUGUGACCGGUUUUGGGGUGACCAACGUUACAACACGAAGAUUCUGA